This is a messenger RNA of Melanotaenia boesemani (Boeseman's rainbowfish), 1015 nucleotides long. RefSeq names its product gastrula zinc finger protein XlCGF8.2DB-like. Gene Ontology annotation, biological process: negative regulation of transcription by RNA polymerase II; regulation of cytokine production; regulation of immune system process. The coding region runs from base 62 to 1015 and encodes 317 amino acids. The transcript has 5 exons. Lineage: Eukaryota; Metazoa; Chordata; Actinopteri; Atheriniformes; Melanotaeniidae. The record is from RefSeq and is a predicted model, not a curated record.
ACCAUUCAGCUGUGAUGAAUGUGGACAUACAUCGAGUCGAGCGGAUGACUUAAAGAAACAUAUGACAGUCCACACAGGAGACAAACCAUUCCGCUGUGAUGAAUGUGGAAAAAGAUUUAGUGGAAAGACAGAUUUAACCAAACAUAUAAGAAUCCACACAGGAGAGAGACCGUUCAGCUGUGAUGAAUGUGGACAAAGAUUUAGUCUAAAGACGGGCUUAAACCAACACAUGAGAAUCCACACAGGAGAGAAACCAUUCAGCUGUGAUGAAUGUGGAAAAAGAUUUAGUCAAAGGACGGGCUUAAACCUACACAUGAGAAUCCACACAGGAGACAAACCAUUCCGCUGUGCUGAAUGUGGAAAAAGAUUUAGUCUAAAGACUGUCUUAAACCAACACAUGAGAAUCCACACAGGAGAGAGACCAUUCCGCUGCGAUGAAUGUGGAAAAAGAUUUAGUGGAAAGACAGAUUUAACCAAACAUAUAAGAAUCCACACAGGAGAGAAACCAUUCAGCUGUGAUGAAUGUGGACGAAGAUUUAGUCUCAAGUCAAGCUUAGACCAACACAUGAGAAUCCACACAGGAGAGAGACCAUUCAGCUGUAAUGAAUGUGGACAUAGCUUUAGUCAAAAGACAAACUUGAACAAACACAUGCGAAUCCACACAAGAGACAAACCUUUCAGCUGUGAUGAAUGUGGACAAAAGCUUAGUCGAAAGACACACUUAAACAGACACAUGAGAAUCCACACAGGAGACAAACCAUUCAGCUGUGAAGAAUGUGGACAAAGAUUUAUUCAAAAGACAAGCUUAAACGAACACAUGAGAAUCCACACAGGAGACAAACCAUUCAGCUGUGAUGAAUGUGGACAUGGAUUUGGUCAAAAGACAAACUUGAACAACCACAUGAGAAUCCACACAGGACAGAGACCAUUUUCCUGUGUGGUUUGUGGUGAAUUCUAUCGGCGGUGUGACGCAUGCAUGUCACCACAAAGUAGAAGAGACACAAUAGCAGUGUGA